AUGACCCGCUGGACAUCCCUCAAGGCAUCCAGACCACAUAAACCUGCCCCCUGCAGUCCAAUGGCCUGCUGCCAGCAUCUAAACCGGGCCCUGGCCUCCUCUGCCUGGAGGGCCCAGGAAUCUGGGGCUGAGCCAUCUUCUCGGCACAGUACCCGGGGUCCCCACCACCCCUGGCUCCCUGCCUCCUGGCCCAGGCAGAAACAGCAUCCACCAUCACAGCCCCAGGCCUCAGCUCCUCAGACCUAUGGAGCCGCCCCCAGUGGAGCCGGCCCAGAGGCGAGCCAGGGCCCCCCCAUCCCCAGGAUGACCUCGGCUGGCAGGGCCAACCCCUACAGUAUCGUGUCAUCAGAGGAGGAUGGGGUGCACCUGGUCACCAUAUCGGGGGCCAACGGCUUUGGAAACGGCAAGGUGCAACGGCGCCGGUGCUGGAACCGCUUUGUCAAGAAGAACGGCCAGUGCAAUAUUGAGUUCGCCAACAUGGAUGAGAAGUCACAGCGCUACCUGGCCGACAUGUUCACCACCUGCAUGGACAUCCGCUGGAGCUACAUGCUGCUCAUCUUCUCGCUGGCCUUCCUCACCUCCUGGCUCCUGUUCGGUGUCAUCUUUUGGGUCAUCGCUGUGGCACACGGUGACCUGGAGCCAGCCAAGGGCCGUGGCCACAUGCCCUGCGUGAUGCAGGUGCACAGCUUCAUGGCUGCCUUCCUCUUCUCCAUCAAGGUGCAGACCACCAUCAGCUACGGGCUGCGCUGUGUGAUGGAGGAGUGCCUGGUGGCUGUGUUCAUGGUGGUGGCACAGUCCAUUGUGGGCUGCAUCAUCGACUCCUUCAUGAUCGGCGCCAUCAUGGCCAAGACGGCUCAGCCCAAGAAGCGGGUGCAGACAUUGCUGUUCAGCCACAAUGAGGUGGUGGCCCUGCGCGACGGCAAGCUCUGCCUCAUGUGGCGCGUGGGCAACCUGAACAAGAGCCACAUCGUGGAGGCGCACGUGCAGGCCCAGCUCAUCAAGCCGCGGGUCACCGAGGAGGGCGAGUACAUCCCGCUGGACCAGAUCGACAUCGACGUCGGCUUCAACAAAGGCCUCGACCACAUCUUCCUCGUGUCCCCCAUCACCAUCCUGCAUGAGAUCGACGAGGCCAGCCCACUGCUUGGCAUCAGCCGGCAGGACUUGGAGAUGGGUAACUUCGAGAUCAUGGUCAUCCUGGAGGGCAUGGUGGAGGCCACAGCCAUGACCACGCAGGCCCGCAGCUCCUAUCUGGCCAAUGAGAUCCUGUGGGGCCACCGCUUCAAGCCUGUCCUCUUCAAGGAGAAGAACCAGUACAAGAUUGACUACUCCCACUUCCAUAAGACCUACAAGGUGCCCUCCACACCCCGCUGCAGCACCAAGGACCUGGUGGAGAACAAAUUGCUGCCCAGUGCCAACUCCUUCUGUUAUGAGAAUGAGCUGGCUUUCCUGAGCCGCAACGAGGAGGACAAGGCAGAUGGAGACCAGGAUGGCUGCAGCUCCCAGGCCCAGCAUGACUUUGACAGACCUCAGGCAGGUGGUGGCGGCCUCGAGCAGCGGCCUUACAGACAGGAGUCAGAGAUCUGA
Molecule: messenger RNA, 1584 nt
Organism: Lontra canadensis (Northern American river otter)
Lineage: Eukaryota; Metazoa; Chordata; Mammalia; Carnivora; Mustelidae
Product: ATP-sensitive inward rectifier potassium channel 12-like
Biological process (GO): potassium ion import across plasma membrane; regulation of monoatomic ion transmembrane transport
Cellular component (GO): plasma membrane
Molecular function (GO): inward rectifier potassium channel activity
Source: RefSeq, a predicted model, not a curated record